Colletotrichum paranaense is the source of this 1125-nucleotide messenger RNA. RefSeq lists its product as uncharacterized. Gene Ontology annotation, cellular component: nucleus. NCBI's taxonomy places the organism in Eukaryota, Fungi, Ascomycota, Sordariomycetes, Glomerellales, Glomerellaceae. Gene Ontology annotation, biological process: positive regulation of transcription by RNA polymerase II. Gene Ontology annotation, molecular function: monooxygenase activity; DNA-binding transcription factor activity, RNA polymerase II-specific; heme binding. Bases 1 to 1125 code for a protein of 374 amino acids. The record is from RefSeq and is a predicted model, not a curated record. The transcript is spliced from 7 exons.
AUGCCAGCUGCAAAGGUGCCACCCAACCGACGGCAGCGGUGCAUCAAGGCAUGUGGUAAUUGCAAGGCGCGCAAAGAGCGCUGCGAUGACCAGCAGCCCUGUGGACGAUGCGUCUCGCGGAAGCUUCAGGCCGGAUGCAGCUACGCAAGAGUCGUUGCCCAACGACCGGCGUCUCGACGUUUCGAAGAGUCUUCCAGCCAUUUGAGUCCCUUACACUCCGAGACUCCCUCCGCGACUUCAACCACCCUAAGGACACAUUACCUUAACGUUGGGUGCGGUUCGUGUACACUGGUUGACACGCCACGGCAGCCCCCAUCCGAGCCAGGCCUUUCCGACUCCUCCGCCGUAAUUAGUAACGAGCUUCCAGCCAAACCAACUGUUGCUGAAGCCAGCGAUCUGAUUGAUGGAGCCUUGACGACCAAGGUCAUUAUGCAAUUUGCCUUUGGAAGAUCCGGUGGCAUGAUCGAAGAGAACGAACACGACUUCACUUCCUGGUUUUCCGAUUCCUUAAGUGUUGCAUCUCAUGGAUUCCACACCAUGUUAUAUUACCCUUUAGCUCGUCAUAUUGGAAACUGUCUUCCAAUCUUACUCGUCAACUUCAUGAAACCAGAUGUUGGCAAACUCCUCAGUCUCCUCAAGGCUGAAGGGUCGGUUCUUUUCGACAAGCUCACGGGUAUUUCUCGUUCCGACAUGGCCACCGAAGCCGUGGACAUGAUUGUUGCAGGAGCAGACACGACCGACUACCAUGUCGGCAUUGAAGCAAAGCUCGUCCAGUCUCUGAAUGCCUCUAUACCGUCCAGAGAUGCUUUGCCGCCUCUAUUGGAGCUUGAGAAGAUUGGAUACCUGAUGCGAGGGGGUCCCGAUGCCCGCUCCUUCAACCCAGAUCGAUGGUUGAAGCCAAAUGCUAAAAGCCUCGAGCAAUAUCAAGUCGCGUUUUCCAAAGGAGCCAGGACGUCUGACACUCUUAGUAUUGCUCCUGCUGAGAUCACAUGUGUAUUGACCCUUCUGUUCCGGAAAUAUGCGGUCACUCUUGCUUGUGACUUCCGUCCUCCUAGAAAAUUCAACGUUUUAACUUUAGAAUUUGAGGCGCCGGGAGUGCCCAUUUACUUCACUCCUGGUCCAUAG